GCAUAGUAUUGAAGAAUGUAUUUAAAAUUUAAAGAAAACUUAUCAGCAACGUUUCUAUUAAGUAUUCCUACUUUAGGUGAAACUGUGAGCAAAAAAGAAGAUAGGAGCUUAAAACAGGAGACGAAAGAAAAGAAAAACACCCUUUCAAAGAAAUCCACGAAAGUUGAAGAACAAAAAUGCGCUAGUCAGCUGAAAAGAACCGGUUCCACUAUUCGUCGAUCCAACUCAGCUGCAGGCAAGAUGGUCGCUCCCAUGAAGGAAGAGAGCAGCGUGGAUACUGCUACUGCUACAGCAAAGCAAACCUCUGAUUCAAACUCAUCAUCAUCAUCAGCUGGAAUUUCAGCAGAAAAAACAUCAAAUUGUAGAUCAGAAAUUAAAAAGACAUCAACAGCAUCAUCAUCAGUUGAUUUAAAGAAAAAAACAUCAACAGUAUCACAGUCUUCAAAAACAGAAGCAGUUUCCAACAAAACUUCUUCAAGCCACGUGACGGAAACCGGUUCCAGCAGCAAAAUAAACAGCUCAGCAGCUUCUUCUCAGAGUACAGAAACUGCCAACAAAAUAAACAACAGCGUCAGCAGCUCAUCUGCUUCUAAUCAGACAACAGAAACCAGUUCGAGCAGCAAAACUAACAGCUCCUCAUUAUCCUCGAAAACUUCAACAAUAUCAAGAGCAGUAACAACAACAGCGACUGUUGCCAAGUCUGCAACAGCGUCUAGAUCUUUCUCGACAGCUAAGACAUCAACAACAGCUGUAGCAACAGCAUCCAGAUCUGCAACAACAGCUGGGGAUAUUUUGGUGGAUGCAAAUGCUGGGUAAGAUAAACUUUUCUAAGAUUUGGAAUACUAUUUAUU
Molecule: messenger RNA, 851 nt
Organism: Eurytemora carolleeae
Lineage: Eukaryota; Metazoa; Arthropoda; Copepoda; Calanoida; Temoridae
Product: cell wall protein AWA1-like
Exons: 2
Coding region: 16-816 (266 amino acids)
Source: RefSeq, a predicted model, not a curated record